AUGCUCGCCUCCCAUGCCUACCGAGCGAUUAGCGCUCGCGGCAGCGGCCGUGUUGUAGCCAUGGCAGCCACGCAGUCUCGGGCGUUUUGGAAUGUGUCGCUGCCCGUGCUCAAAAGCCCUGGAGGUGCCCACAUUACAAAGUAUCACAUCGUGAAACCCUACAAGGAUGGCGUGGACUAUGACGACUUCCUCAUCGCGCUGCCCGAGCGAGACCAUCUGUCCAGUUUCACAAAGGAGGUGCCGCUCUUCUUGCGCUACCUGAAGGUCGUGACCGACCAAGAGGGCCGAGGCGAUGCCUUUGCGGCCUUCCUCGAGCGGGCAAAGAGUGGGCUCGUUGUUGAGAGCGAUGUCUUCAUCACGUCGGACGAGCUCCUGGCCAUCAUGUGGAAGAACGGCUACUCGGAUGCGGAGCGCAAUGCGGUCCAGUUCACUUUCCCCAGCGACUACAAGUUUCACUACCCUGAGCUGUCCGUGAUGUUUGACAUCCCCGAAGAAGACACGUAUAAGUUCUGCAUGCGCACACGCAUGGAGAACAGCCACAUCGGUGAGCUAGAUCACUCCAAGGUGAAGCGGGAAGGACUCAUUCGAGACCACUGGCUGAUCUUUGGCACCGGUCUCUUCAUUUUCAAGACCUUCCCCUUCUUCAACUACUACUGGGGUGUCAAGGUCUUCGGAACCUCCAUGUGGUGCUACACCAUGUGGCACGUCCUGAACCGCCUUGUGGCAAAGACAUGCCGGCGCAAUGAGUACAUGGCCGCCCAGAAGACGGCGCAGGAGGUCAUGGAGGGCGAGGAUGCCAUCGUCGACUCCAUGCGUAGAUUCGCCAACGACGCGAAGUGCGUCGAGUAUCUGAAGACCUUCAAGGAGGACUCCGAAGAAAAGAUCGCGAAGUACCGCAAGGCGCUGGUCCUGAAGAUGAAGGACGACUUGUCGGAGAGGGCGCAGAAACAGCUGCAGGCCAUUGCCGCUUUCGAGGCUGGCAUGGGCUCAGCCAUGCAGGAGCUGGUCGUCCGCGAGGCCGGCGCAUCUUUCAAGGAGAAGUUCCCCACAGACACUGGCAUGCAGGACAAGGCAUUCGCAGCAGCGGUGAAGUCGCUGUCUGGUGCAACAGUCGAAGCCGCAGAGGAUCCGGUCGCUGCACAUUUUGCGAGCGCCUUCCAGUCCCUCCAGGGGGUGGACCUGGCCACUGCGAAGGCAGAUGCCAAGGGCUCUUUGGCUGAGCGCGUGGCCUUCGCCCAGCAGGCCAAGGAGAAGGAGUUCCAGGAGACCUUCAUGGUGUCCGCCAAAGAAGCCGAGGAGGUGAAGUCGCUGGCCAGCAAGGCGAAGAGCGGCCAGGACUACGACUUCAGCAAGCUCCCGGCGGACGCGCUGCAGCGGUUGGAGGCAUUGUACACCAGCAUCAACGCCAAGGUGGGCUACUCCUUGCCCGAGUCCCUGGGUACCAAGCCCAUUGCUACCACAAACGAUAGCGCUGCCAACUCCUACGUUGACAAGGUCAACACUCAGCUCGAGACGGCCGCUGCCAAGCUCCGGGAUGCCAGGCUGAAGGCCUUCGUGCAGGCCUUCUGA
Symbiodinium natans is the source of this 1569-nucleotide messenger RNA. NCBI's taxonomy places the organism in Eukaryota, Dinophyceae, Suessiales, Symbiodiniaceae. The record is from the annotation of a GenBank genome assembly.